Messenger RNA from Penicillium pulvis, 6000 nucleotides. RefSeq lists its product as uncharacterized. The coding region runs from base 1 to 6000 and encodes 1999 amino acids. Gene Ontology annotation, molecular function: ubiquitin protein ligase activity; ATP binding; metal ion binding. Lineage: Eukaryota; Fungi; Ascomycota; Eurotiomycetes; Eurotiales; Aspergillaceae. The transcript has 4 exons. Gene Ontology annotation, biological process: protein polyubiquitination; DNA damage response. Gene Ontology annotation, cellular component: nucleus. The record is from RefSeq and is a predicted model, not a curated record.
AUGACCGUCACUUCUCGUGGCACUCAAUAUGAUCGCUUAGCUCUCAUGUAUCUGGGAGACGCAGAAGUAUUCCGAACCUCAACCGCCGAACCCACUUCAACUGGAAUUGUGUGGACCUACAUUAAGGAAAUGUCUCAGUACAAUGCCUUGUGGCAAGAGCCUCAGAAACUGAUCUUUGACCUGGGAAACAUCAUUACUGAUGUUUAUACUGGCCCAUACAAUGUGACUUUGACGGCGCAUUUCUCGUACGAGAACAAUGCUAGAACCGCCGAUAUCAUUCUUCCACUCUCGACCAGGAAGUCGUCUUCCAAUUCAUCCAGCUCCUUCACAGUGCCAACGGACAAUACGACCGUGUCUUACAAGAUCCCAGCUGCGGCAUCUCGGGCUGUUGUGUCAAUCUCUGCAUGCGGGCAGUCUGAGGAAGAAUUCUGGUGGUCCAAUGUCUUCACCGAGGAUUCAGAGGAUUUUGAAGAUACCGCAGGAGAAUUUUAUGGAUUCUCACCGUUCCGAGAGAUUCAGCUCUACAUUGACGGGAUCCUUGCGGGGGUUGUUUGGCCUUUCCCCAUCAUUUUCACCGGAGGUGUAGCACCGGGAUUCUGGCAUCCUGUUGUUGGCAUCGAUGCUUUUGACCUUCGGCAACCAGAAAUCGACAUCUCGCCAUUCUUACCUCUGGUACAAGAUGGUCAAGAACAUGCAUUUGAGAUCAGAGUCACCGGUCUCAAUGUCUCCAGUGGGGGUGUUGCCACGCUUGCGAAUACAGUGAACUCAUACUGGGUGGUCACCGGCAACAUUUUUCUCUAUACCGAUGAUAAGAACACCUCAGCUCUUGCCACUGGAGAUACCACCGCCCCUUACGUGGAAUCACCUGAGCCCAAAUUUACCAUAACACGAAACCUUGUGGAAAAUGAAAGCCUAUCAUACUCGGUGGUCGCAGAGAGGACAUUCAAGUCCACGUCCUCUAAGUUUGCCUGGUCACAGACACUCUCUUAUUACAAUUAUGGAUACGUCAACCAAGCUGGCUUCGGUCAAGUCAACAGGCAGCUCACUUCAGGCAAGAACAAUAUCGCUAAACUCGGCGAAAACUCGAGCUCUAAUGAGACCACCUUCAAUUACCCUUUGCUGGUUAAUGCAACCUAUACUCUCACCGAUACUUCAGAGACCAUUGAUUCCUGGAUGAAGCGUGGCCUUGAGAUCGAGUCUACUGGUGGGCCCGGUAUAUCUACAUAUACCAUGGCUUCUGGGCCUUCGCGGCUUUAUACAACUCAGUCUGGAAAAGCAUACUACGGGGCAUUUUCCGGAGAAAGCACAACCUCUACCGGCAGCACACUAGAUGAGUACCAGAGCACGGCAAAUGGAGUGGAAUAUUCAAGAACUGUUCGGGCAAUUGGGGGCAAUGUGGUUUAUGACAGCCAGCCUAGCAGUGGGGAGAAGUCUUCAUUUCAGUCCCAUAAUGCAGGACCACUGGGAAGAGGCAGCGUAAGGAAUCCAGCCCCCCGGUCACUGCUCGCCGCUUUUGAGCAAACCGAUAUCCUUGAUUAUGAAGAGCACCCCGCUAAGCGUCGCAAGGUCUCCAAGUAUACUGUAGCCAACUUGGCUCAGACACUGGGUCUUUCUUCAAAUGGAACACCACUGGGAUACAUCCCACUGGCUCGGCUGGCUUUGCGCAUGGUGAGUGUUCGAGUGACCACCGUGCCUGAACAAGUGGCUAACAGUUUGCCGCUUUUACUUCAGAUCUUCACCGGUGACUCUCAAUCGAACAUUGAUGACUUUCAAAGCUCAAUAGAUCCUUCUCGCCGACUUCCUGUUCUUCUUGGGGUCAUACCCAUUCAUUCGAUCGAUGGCAAUUCACUCUCGGCCACGGAUCAAACCUCAGUCAACCAUGCUUCCUACACACUCGAACUAAGGACGGUCGGCUCAGAAAAAAUAGAGGGGGAAGGAAUUAUACAACACACUUUCGACGAAUCAAGACUACGCAGCUUGUUCCAGCAGCUCAACCUUGCAAGUAGACUCUCUUCCGCGGACAGGUACUCCAAUGGACCUCCAACCGCAUGCUAUCAAGCCACUCUAUCUCGAUCUGAUAGAAAUUUGUUUUGUUUAGAAGUAAACAUACUUUGGAAAGAUUCACUGGACAUCCCGGAUCUUAUGCACCUUCGAGAUCCAAUUUUGCAUGUCUUCGGGAAGUACGCUCUGCAGGAAGCUUUUGACCCUCCUGAGGGGGUCUCCACGAAACGUCUACUUCGUGAAAAGCUACUUGGCUCUUCUCAGACUUGGUCCCCUCGACGAUUUUAUGACAGUGUUCAUGUUCCCCCACAGACUGAAAGAACAUCAGCAGACAUCAAAUGUCCAGAUCUAGUUUGUGAGCUAUUUCCUUUUCAGAGGAGAGCCGUUCGAUGGCUUCUACAGAGAGAAGGAAUGGAGCUCCAGUCAGAUGGAAGUCCUACUCCCAUCAGUAAACCCUCCACGGGUGGCCUUCCAGCAUCGUUUCAGCAGAUGAAAGAUGCGGAUGGACGAAUCUGCUUUUUUAGCCAUCUUUUUAUGAUAAUCACUACAGAUCUCUCAGCAUGGGGAGAUGAUGCAGCAGAUAAUAUCAAAGGUGGAAUCCUCGCAGAGGAGAUGGGAUUGGGCAAAACUGUCGAGAUGAUUGCGCUAGUUAGCUUAAAUCGACGCCCCAUUCAGCUGAAGCUGGAUCCUGACGGAUUGAGAGCAUCAGGAGCGACAUUGAUCAUCACUCCCCCCGCAAUCCUCGAGCAAUGGAAACAGGAGUUUCAGCAGCAUGCUCCAGAGCUACGCGUGCAUCACUACACAGGAAUAAAGCGUGGCCAAGAAGGAUCAGAUGAUCUGAUCAUCGAAGAACUUUCCGAGUUUGAUGUUGUUCUGACCACGUAUAACGUGAUUUCUAGGGAGGUGCAUUACACCAAUACGGCCCCAAAGCGAAGCCUGCGCCACAAAAAGAGAUUCGAAGCUCGUCAAACACCGUUGGUCCGAAUCUCAUGGUGGCGGGUUUGCCUUGAUGAAGCCCAAAUGAUUGAGAGUGGAGUCAGUAAUGCAGCCAAGGUGGCGCGCUUGAUACCUAGAGUCAAUGCUUGGGCUGUCACGGGCACACCUCUUCGGCGUAACAUCGAUGACCUGUUUGGUCUUCUGUUAUUCCUUCGAUAUUACCCAUUUUGCCAUUCCAAUCCAUUGUGGACUCGGUUGUAUUCCAAGUUUGGGUCAGUUUUAGUGCACAUCAUCCAGAAAAUUGCCCUUCGGCACACCAAGGAUUGUGUUCGGGAUGAACUCCGCUUGCCACAACAGAAGAGAAUCGUCAUCACUACCCCAUUCACAGCUAUCGAAGAGCAACAUUAUGGUCAACUCUUUGAGGAAAUGUGUGAACAAUGCGGUCUCGACGCGACAGGUGCACCGCUCAGCAGUGACUGGAAUCCCGAAGAUCCCGGCAUAAUUGAACGAAUGCGUUCUUGGCUAACACGACUCCGUCAGACUUGCCUUCAUCCAGAAGUUAGUGGCAGCAAUCGCAGGGCUUUGGGUGCCGGAAGUGGGCCAUUGCGCACCGUUGAUGAAGUUCUUGAGGUUAUGAUUGAAAAUACCGACACAUCAAUCCGCGCCGAGGAGCGAGCUCUCCUCCUGUCGCAGCUCCGCCGGGGGCAAUUUCUGGAGAACGCUAAGCGUCGAAAGGAGGCCCUAUCUAUCUGGCAGGCAGCUUUGGAGCAUUCUACCAAACUGGUUGAAGAAGGCAGAGCACAACUAAGUUUGCAAAAAGAACUUCUCAAAGAUGCUAUAAAGGAUGGCUCGAAAGAUCCGUCAGAAGAGAUAAGCGAUGAUGAAAAUGAAGAAGCAGAUAAAAACAGUCGCAUUGGUCAAUGUCGACUGAGGUUGCGCGCGGCUCUUGAGGUGCAACAUAUUGCCGUUUUCUUCACUGCAAAUGCGUAUUUCCAGAUCAAAAGCGACACUAGUCUUACUCAGCCCGAGUCUGACGAGUUCAAGAUGCUUGAGAAGAAAGAAGAGGAGGGCUAUGAGGCGGCUAAGAUCAUCCGUAAAGAGAUGUUGACCGACAUCUCUCAGAAGGUUGAGCGAUACAUGAAGAUGAUCAAGGAGAAAACGCAGAAGAAGCAGUUUGUUCAAAUUCCAAAGAUGAAACCCCACCUGUACAACAGAGGGCUUGAAUCUUAUCGACUACUCAACAAUUUUGAAGACUUGUGCACUUCUUUGAACAAGCAUGCUGAGCAGUAUAUCGAAUGGCGAGAGGUUAUGAUCAACCUUGUUUCACAGUCGCUCAUUGACCAAGAAGAGGAUGCCGAGCUUGAGGGCAACGAGUAUGAGCGGUCGACCAAACAUCAAGAUGAGAUGUACGUUUAUAUGGAAGCUCUGCGAACAGCCUACGCAGAUCGCCAUGAUGCUCUCACUGGUCAGAAGAACAUUCUCAUCUCCCACGAGGUGAAGGCUGGCAUCAUCCAAGCACAAAAAGAUGAAGGGCCCUCUCCGAAACUGUUUCUUUCCAUCAUGAAUACUCGCAGUGAAAUCAUGCCCGACUCCCAGCUGGGAUCGCUUCGUGGUAUUAUCAGCGAACUUCGUAGCCUGGUUACCUCGCUCGACUGGCAGGCGACUGGAGGAAGUUCGCGGGCUCGUGCUGAACUCGAGUUGGUUGUUGAAGUUUUGAAAAAUGCCGGACAGAUGAUUGCCGAGCAACUCAAAGUGUCGGCUAGCUUAGAGAGGGAGGUUGAAAUGUUUCGUGACACUAUGAACAAUAGGCUGGAAUACUACCGACAUUUGCAACAGAUUUCGGAUACGGUGGCACCUUAUGACGAGGAAAAUGCUGGGAAGCCUAUGAACGAGGAUCUUUUUGCUUCCAAGCUAAAGCAGGAAGAAAAGCUUGAAAGUAAAAUUUCUUCUUUGAAGUCCAAGAGGCGAUAUCUCAUCCACCUUCGGGAUGAGUCUGGCUCAGAAGACUCUAGCAGGAUUUGCAUCAUCUGCCAAUCGAGCUUCGAAGUUGGUGUCUUAACCGUUUGUGGUCACAAAUACUGCACAGACUGUUUGCGGCUUUGGUGGCGUCAACAUCGAACCUGUCCUAUGUGCAAAAGGCCGUUGAAAUACAACGACUUUCAUCAGAUCACCUACAAGCCACAAGAGCUGGUUGCUCAAGAAGAAGAGUCAGCUAUCAAAUUCGAUCAUGAGCGGCAUUCAAAGAAUGCGAUUUAUAGUGAUAUCAGCUCUGGUCUUUUGAAUGAGAUCAAAAAUAUCGACCUGAAUGGCUCUUUCGGCACCAAGAUCGACACUCUUGCACGCCAUAUCAUAUGGCUACGAGAGUAUGACCCUGGAGCCAAAUCUAUUAUCUUUUCUCAGUACAAAAACUUUUUGGAAGUUUUACAAAGAGCUCUUCAUCGCUUCAAGAUCGUCAGCAGUAGCGUUGAUUAUCCUGGUGGUAUCGAGAGUUUCAAGAAGGAUCCAGCGGUUGAAUGCUUUUUAUUGCAUGGGAAGGCACAGUCAUCAGGGUUGACCUUGAUUAAUGCUACCCAUGUGUUUUUGUGUGAGCCGCUAAUCAACACCGCGAUUGAACUUCAGGCCAUUGCUCGAGUACAUCGAAUCGGUCAGCAUCGCCCCACUACCGUUUGGAUGUAUCUUGUUUCCGGUACGGUGGAAGAGUCCAUAUAUGAGUUAUCUGUUGCUCGUCGACUAGCCCAUAUCAUCGAAAAGGAGAAACAAGAGAAGAAUGCUCGCUCGACAUUUCCUGAAGAUUUUGAUGAAUCAUUGAUCAAUGAUCUGACCGAAACAGCUAUUGACUCUGCUAAUUCCAUGGAAAUACAAGAUGCAGGUCUAACAAACUUGAUGACAAGUGGUGCAUCAGGUGGAGAACUGGUCAAAAAAGAUGAUCUGUGGCAGUGUCUUUUUGGAAAUGCAGUAUCGAAAGAGGAUGAUAAUGAUCGUUCAGCUGAGGCGGAGAGGGAAGUUAGCAGAUUCUUGCGAGGCGAAGCUGCGUAUCAAAGACGAGAUGAGGCUCAUCUAUGA